Messenger RNA from Syngnathoides biaculeatus (alligator pipefish), 5099 nucleotides. RefSeq names its product ephrin type-B receptor 3-like. The record is from RefSeq and is a predicted model, not a curated record. The transcript is spliced from 16 exons. NCBI's taxonomy places the organism in Eukaryota, Metazoa, Chordata, Actinopteri, Syngnathiformes, Syngnathidae. Gene Ontology annotation, molecular function: ATP binding; transmembrane-ephrin receptor activity; protein binding. Gene Ontology annotation, biological process: cell surface receptor protein tyrosine kinase signaling pathway; protein phosphorylation; axon guidance. The coding region runs from base 637 to 3690 and encodes 1017 amino acids. Gene Ontology annotation, cellular component: plasma membrane; neuron projection.
GGCAGACGGUCCACAGCAGCAGCCAGCGCUGAUCAAUCCGCUCAGGGAAUAAAAUAGUGUACCAGUUGAAACCCGAACCCCGGAAUACCUUUUGUCCGUGGAUCCAGGCCGGCUAACACCUUUUGCUUUCUUUUUCUUUACUUUCUUUUUUUAAUGUAAUUUUUGCUUUGGACUACUCGCGCUAUGCUGGUGACACAAGUGCGUAUUUCGUCUCUGUUGUGACCAAACCAGAAAGUCUUUUGAGGAUAUUCCGCGCAGAAGUGUGCGUGGUAUAUUUUGGGGGGCGUGAGGGGUUUCUUCUCAGUGACUGCUGGAAGGGGAAAUCCUGAUUGUGGAACUACUGCGCCAAUGGUGUGGUGCCGGACUGGACCACCUACUCGUAGCUGACCCGCUCAGUGCGCGGAGAAGGGGGACACCGCGGGACUUCUGGUGCACGUUCCUCCGGUUCCAUUGAAAGGCGCGUUGGAACUAAGAAGAGACGUAGGCUGCUGUGCUUCGAAGCCCCAAUCGCGCACCUUCUCGUGGUUUCGUGAAUGGUUCCGUGGGUGUGACACGGACGGGACUGGAAGGAGCGGACUGUGAGCAGCCCGGGAUUGUACCCCGUUCCUCUCGUGGCUCUGUUUACAUGAGCGCGUUAUGACAAUGGAUUACAUUCUGCUCUUGUGCAGCUUCUUGCUGCCCGUAGCCAGUGCAGUCGAAGAGACACUGAUGGACACCAAGUGGGCCACAACAGAGUUAGCCUGGACUUCGCACCCUGAGACUGGGUGGGAAGAAGUGAGUGGCUAUGAUGAUGCCAUGAAUCCCAUCCGAACCUACCAAGUGUGUAAUGUGAGAGAGCUCAACCAGAAUAACUGGCUACGCAGUGACUUCAUCCCAAGAAAGGAUGUGCUGCGAGUAUACGUAGAGAUGAAAUUCACAGUGCGUGAUUGCAACAGCAUCCCAAACAUCCCAGGUUCCUGCAAAGAGACCUUCAACCUCUUCUACUAUGAGUCUGACUCCGACUCAGCCACAGCAACCAGUCCAUUCUGGAUGGAAAACCCAUAUGUGAAAGUGGACACCAUUGCCCCAGAUACAAGCUUUUCCAAGCUCGAUUCCGGACUGGUUAACACAAAAGUCAGAAGUUUUGGGCCUUUGUCCAAAGCUGGGUUCUACCUGGCCUUCCAGGACCUUGGGGCUUGCAUGUCCCUCAUCUCAGUGAGGGUUUUUUAUAAGAAGUGCUCCACCACCAUUGCAAACUUUGCAGUUUUUCCAGAAACAGCAACUGGAGCUGAGGCAACAUCUUUGGUGAUUGCGCCUGGAACAUGUGUCCCCAAUGCCUUGGAGGUGUCAGUGCCACUAAAGCUAUACUGUAAUGGAGAUGGGGAAUGGAUGGUUCCCGUGGGUGCCUGCACCUGCUCAGCUGGUUUUGAACCAGCCAUGAAAGACACUCAAUGCCAAGCCUGCAGCCCUGGCACCUUCAAGUACAAGCAAGGGGAAGGCUUCUGCUUGCCUUGUCCCGCAAAUAGCCGUGCCAGUGCUGGAGCGGCAAGUGUUUGCUCCUGUCGAAACGGUUACUACCGCUCAGACAUAGACACACCGGACUCCCCGUGCACAACUGUUCCUUCCGCCCCACGCAAUGUCAUCUCCAGUGUGAAUGAAACUUCGCUGGUUCUGGAAUGGAGCGAGCCACGGGAUCUGGGCGGCCGCGACGACACUUUCUACAAUGUCAUCUGUAAGAAGUGCCUGCCUGAACGGGGAAUGUGUUCCCGCUGCGACGACAAUGUGGAUAUCUCGCCGCGCCAUCUUGGUUUGACCCAGCGCAGAGUGGCGGUCCGCAACUUACAAGCCCAUACGCAGUACAGUUUUGAGAUCCAGGCCGUCAAUGGAGUUUCAAACAAGAGCCCUUACACGCCUCAGUUUUCUGCUGUGAACAUCACCACUAAUCAGGCCGCUCCGUCUGCAGUACCAACAGUUCACCUGAUGGCAGCCACCGCGAGCACCAUGAGCUUGUCCUGGCUGCCUCCAGAAAAACCCAAUGGAAUCAUUUUGGAUUAUGAGAUUAAGUACCAUGAGAAGGUAAGCAGAAAUGAUCAGGGUGAAGCCAUCGCUCAUACAAUGACGGCCCAACGAAGCAAUGCCCGCAUUGAAGGUCUCAAGGCUGGUACGCCUUAUGUGGUGCAGGUCCGUGCACGAACAGUAGCUGGUUAUGGACGGUAUAGCAGCCCAGCUGACUUCAGCACCAACUUGCAAACUGACCCACCGAAAUUGUGGCAGGAGCAACUACCCCUCAUCGUAGGAUCAGCCACUGCAGUUUUUGUCUUCAUCAUUGCUGUUGUAGUGAUCGCCAUUGUAUGCCUCAGAAAGCAAAGGAAUGGUUCGGAGUCAGAAUACACAGAGAAACUACAGCAGUACAAAUCCCCUAUAGUCACUCCGGGAAUGAAGGUCUACAUUGACCCUUUCACCUAUGAGGACCCCAACGAAGCCGUGAGGGAGUUUGCCAAAGAGAUAGACGUCUCAUGCGUGAAGAUCGAGGAGGUCAUCGGCGCAGGUAACCCACCAAAGCUCCUGAGCUACAGGGGGAAGACUGCUAGUCACCUCCAGGCCAUACCGUUAGAGGACUUCACACCAAGCGGAGAGUUUGGUGAGGUAUGCCGUGGUCGCCUCAAGCUUCCCGGCCGCCGUGAGAUCAUUGUUGCCAUAAAGACUCUCAAAGUGGGCUACACUGACCGACAGAGGAGAGACUUCCUCUCAGAAGCAUCCAUUAUGGGCCAGUUUGACCACCCCAAUAUCAUCCGCUUGGAAGGUGUGGUCACCAAGAGUCGACCAGUAAUGAUUGUGACUGAGUUCAUGGAAAAUGGAGCACUGGAUUCUUUCCUAAGGCUUAAUGACGGGCAAUUCACAGUGAUUCAGCUCGUUGGCAUGCUGCGUGGCAUCGCUGCAGGAAUGAAGUACCUUUCAGAUAUGAAUUACGUGCAUAGAGACCUGGCUGCUCGUAACAUCCUGGUCAACAGUAACCUAGUGUGCAAGGUGUCUGACUUCGGCCUAUCUCGUUUUCUCGAGGAUGACCCUACGGACCCGACCUACACAAGCUCACUGGGAGGGAAGAUCCCAAUUCGAUGGACGGCACCGGAGGCGAUUGCCUACAGGAAGUUCACCUCAGCGAGUGACGUGUGGAGCUACGGCAUUGUCAUGUGGGAAGUCAUGUCUUAUGGAGAGCGGCCGUAUUGGGACAUGAGCAAUCAGGAUGUGAUAAAUGCCGUGGAGCAGGACUAUCGACUGCCCCCGCCAAUGGACUGCCCCACAGCACUACACCAGCUCAUGUUAGACUGCUGGGUGAAAGAACGCAACCUGCGACCCAAAUUCACUCAGAUUGUUGCCACCCUGGAUAAACUAAUCCGCAAUGCCGCCAGCCUUAAAGUGGUCACUAACAGCACACAGUCCACUGGGGUAUCCCAACCCUUGCUUGACCGCUGCGUGCCCGACUAUACAACUUUCACCACUGUGGGAGACUGGCUGGACGCCAUCAAGAUGAGCCGCUACCAUGACAAUUUCAUCAAUGCCGGAUUUGCUUCCUUUGACCUGGUUGCCCAGAUGACAGCAGAGGACUUGCUGAGGAUAGGUGUUACAUUGGCUGGCCACCAGAAGAAGAUUCUAGGUAGCAUUCAGGAUAUGAGACUACAGAUGAACCAAACCCUUCCUGUCCAGGUGUGAAGAACAAGGCAUCCACAGUGUUGCAGUUGCAAGACGGACAGUUUGAGAAAGAAAAGGGGGAGGAACCGUGCCAGAUCGAGCCAUUGGAAAAAUCCAAGCUGCCUGACCCAUCUCUGCCAAUUAGACACUACAAAACUGACUUGCAGUGCCUCAGACGUGUUUACUUUUUGUUUCUCACCACUACCACUUCCUGUUUUAUGUUAUUCAUCAUGUACUUUUUCUAUUCAAUCACAAUUUGUGUGUGUCUGAAAGAGGGGUCAGUUUACCCAUCCCAUUGAAGCCUCACCAGCUUUGGUGUAGGCUUACUUUGCAUGAUUGUGUGUGUUAGGGAGCUUGUCUUUGGUAACUGAAAUGUCACAGUGAUCCUGAUGUGAGAACCUCCUUCCCUCAGCCCUGCGACCCAGCUUUGAUGGACAGGAGCAAAAAAUGAAGAUGCUGGAGGGGAUAAAAAAGUACAGAAAGGAGAGUGCUGACUAUUCUUUCCCUGACGUCGUUUCAGUGCACAUGUGUUGUUUUCCAUCUUCAUAUUGAAGAUGUGUUUUCUAUAAAAGGGCACUUGCUGAAGAAGGGUGAGGUACCAUGAUGGACUGAAGUAAAACAUCAGAUAAUUGUGGAGGUCAGUCAAAUACUUGUUUAAGGAUACUUGGACUCAUGUUGACCUGAAGGAGGGUUUUUACAAGAUCGGGAUCACUUGCUCAUCAACGGUUUCCUUUUUUGUUUUUUUUGGUCCACAUUGAACUUUUCCCUAUCUUUAUGACUUUUUUUUUUUAAAUAUUAGGGAGAAUUGUGGUUUCCAAAUGGCUGGUCAAAAUGAAAUACCCCAAGUGGACCCUUGCUGUGAGAUGGGGACACAAGGACUGCGGCAACACAAUAGACAGACCACUAGGCCUUUUUUAGUGUGUGUAUGUGUGUGUGUGUGUGUACGAGUGGGCGUAUGUGUAAUUAAGUGUGCUUGGAUGUGCAGGUGUGUCACGUUGCACACAAGUAUACUGUACAAUACAGCUUCCGCUUUUUGCCACUGUGGAGAAUUAACGCAUGAAUUGAAUCCUGAGAAGGAACAAUUAUAUUUGGAACAAUUAUGCUAUAUUCUGUGGACAAUUGGUAAAAACAACCUUUUUUUUAUGGAUUCUCAAAGUCAACUUUGGAGAAACAUGUAUAUGCAUAUAAGGUAUGCAGAGAAACCUAUUGAGGACAACUUUCUUCUUACUAGUCCUGGAUUCAGAAAUCAUCAAAAUUCUCGUUUUAAUUUGAUGGCAUCCCUCCCCAUGUAUUUAUUUGUGACCUAUCCCCUCUCCCACACCCCCCUACCACCACCUACCAAAUGGAUCAUUCGACCAUUUGGGAACCUGGACAUGAAACAAUCAGAUGGAAAUGCAGAGGAUUCAGCUGAUGAAUUGAUGAUGAUUAAA